Molecule: messenger RNA, 3759 nt
Organism: Phymastichus coffea
Lineage: Eukaryota; Metazoa; Arthropoda; Insecta; Hymenoptera; Eulophidae
Gene: RpIII128
Product: DNA-directed RNA polymerase III subunit RPC2
Exons: 16
Coding region: 343-3759 (1138 amino acids)
Biological process (GO): DNA-templated transcription
Cellular component (GO): RNA polymerase III complex
Molecular function (GO): ribonucleoside binding; DNA-directed RNA polymerase activity; DNA binding
Source: RefSeq, a predicted model, not a curated record
CCCUCUCAUGCCUUCUCCACUUCAGUUCUCUAUACAGCCACAUCACCAGAUAAGAAAAACUAAUAUAAAAACUAAGGUAUUUGACGCCAUAGCAGCGUGUCGGGUGUCGGUGGUCAGAUUACGGGUUUGCGAUCAAUGUCCGCCGUCGGCGACACCGUAACAUCGACUAGCAUUCUUUUCUACCUGACUUCCGCGUUACAUCGGGCACGUGCAUACUGUUUACUGCAGUAACCGGUCAAACUACACAGAAAAAUGAUUAACAUGUGUUUAUUUCAUAUACGUUAAUAAAUAAAUGAAAGUACAAUUAAAAAUUAUUUGAUCGAUGAAUAUUAACUCUUUAAAAUGGGUUCGCGUAAACAUAUUGACAGUGUUUUUGGUAAAGUGGAUGAAAAGAAACACGAGAAAGUUGCACAGACUAUUGAGAACAAGUGGAAAUUAGUUCCAGCCUUUUUAAAAUGUAAAGGGCUUGUAAAGCAGCAUAUUGACUCUUUUAAUUAUUUUAUAAAUGUUGAUAUAAAGAAAAUUGUGAAGGCAAAUGAAAGAAUUUACAGUGAAUCUGAUCCGUCAUUCUAUGUAAAAUAUUUAAAUGUUUCUAUUGGUACUCCUGAUGUUGGAGAAAAUUUUACUAUCACUCGUCCAAUGACACCUCAUGAAUGUCGUUUGAGAGAUUUAAACUAUUCAGCUCCAAUCUCAGUAGAUAUUGAAUACACGAGGGGACACCAACUAAUAAUUAAGAAUAAUUUAUUAAUUGGAAGAAUGCCUAUUAUGUUGAGAAGCUCUAACUGUGUUUUGGCAAAUAAAUCUAACUUUGAAUUAGCAAAGAUGAAUGAGUGUCCACAUGACCCUGGUGGUUAUUUUAUAAUUAAUGGACAAGAAAAAGUGAUAUUGAUUCAAGAACAAAUGCUCAGAAAUAGAAUCAUAUUAGAAGAAGAUACCAAGCAUUGCAUUGUUGCAACAUGUAAUAGUGCUACUCAAGAAAGAAAGACCAAGACAAAUGUUAUUGGAAGAGGAAAUAAAUAUUACUUGCGUCAUAACAGCUUUCAAGAUGAUAUUCCAGUCAUUAUCAUAUUCAAAGCCAUGGGAAUAAUUUGUGAUCAGGAAAUAGUACAGCUUAUUGGUACAGAAGAAAAUUUUAUGAAAAAAAUAGCAGAAAGUCUUGAGGAAUGUCACACCCUUGGCAUCUUUGCACAAAAUCAAGCUCUCAAGUAUUUGUCAACUAAGAAGAAGCCACGAAAAGGCUUUACUGCAGCCAAAGGAAGCAUUAUUGAUGAAAUGAAAGAUAUUUUGGCUUCCAAUGUCUUAAAUCAUGUUCCUGUAAUAGAUUUUAAUUUCAAACUGAAAGCCACAUAUCUCGCAUUGAUGAUCAGAAAAGUCAUGAUUACACAAAUAGAUGGAAAACUAAUAGACGAUAGAGAUUAUUAUGGUAAUAAAAGAUUAGAGUUGGCUGGUUCAUUGCUUGCUCUAAUGUUUGAAGAUUUAUUUAAAAGAUUUAAUGCUGAGUUGACAAAAAUUGCAAACAAAAACAUACCAAAAAUCAAAGCUGCUCAAUUUGACAUUCUCAAGCAUAUGAGACAUGAUGUAAUAACUAAUGGAUUGGCUUGUGCAAUAUCUUCUGGAAACUGGACUAUUAAAAGAUUUAGAAUGGAAAGACACGGUGUGACUCAAGUGCUUUCUCGUUUAUCUUAUAUUUCUGCUUUGGGUAUGAUGACCAGAGUAAAUUCUCAAUUUGAAAAAACGCGAAAAGUAUCAGGUCCUAGGUCACUGCAACCUUCACAAUGGGGAAUGCUUUGUCCCAGUGAUACUCCAGAAGGAGAGGGUUGUGGUCUAGUGAAAAAUUUAGCUUUAAUGACGCAUAUAACAACUGAAAUAGAAGAAGCACCAAUAAUGAGACUGGCUUUCAAUCUUGGUGUAGAAAAUGUAAAUAUUUUAGGUGGUGAAGAAAUUAAUAAUAAAGAUGUUUAUGUGGUCUUCUUAAAUGGUAAUAUAUUAGGCAUUGUAAAAAAUUAUCAUAGGUUAGUUAAAGUUUUCCGAAUGUUAAGGCGAAAAGGUUUAGUUAAUUAUUUUGUAUCGAUAUACCCUCAACAUCAGCACAGAUGUGUACAAAUAAGUUCUGAUGGUGGAAGAUUAUGCAGGCCAUACAUCAUUGUAGAAGGUGGUCAGCCUUUAGUUAAACCUGAACAUAUAACACUGUUAGAUCAAGGAGUUAGGAGUUUUGAAGAUUUUUUACAUGAUGGUCUGAUAGAAUACCUUGAUGUAAAUGAGGAAAACGACAGUUUAAUUGCAUUCAAUGAAUCGCAUAUAAAUGAGCAGACAACUCAUUUGGAAAUAGAACCUUUUACACUGCUCGGCGUUUGCGCAGGUCUGGUACCUUAUCCUCAUCAUAAUCAAAGUCCGAGAAAUACGUAUCAAUGUGCUAUGGGCAAACAAGCGAUGGGUACUAUUGGUUACAAUCAAAAGAACAGGAUUGACACUUUGAUGUACAAUUUGGUUUAUCCUCACGCGCCUAUGGUAAAAACUAGAACAAUUGAAAUGAUCAAUUUUGAUAAGUUACCUGCUGGUCAGAAUGCGAUUGUCGCAGUAAUGUCGUAUAGUGGCUACGAUAUCGAGGAUGCUUUGAUAUUAAAUAAAGCAUCCAUCGAUAGAGGAUACGGUAGAUGUUUGGUGUACAGAAAUGCAAAAUGUAUUUUGAAGAAGCACGGGUCUCAGGCGAGUGACAGAAUCAUGGGCCCUAUGAUUGAUGCGACGACGAAGAAGCCCAUUUGGAAGCAUGAAGUGAUAGACGUUGACGGGAUUGCGGCUCCCGGUGAAAUGGUGGAGAAUAGAAAGAUAUUAGUGAACAAAUCUAGCCCGUCCAAUGUUAAUAACAGUACUCCUAUUCCGAGUAUGGGAAAUCAAACACAGACAGAAUAUAGGGAGGUGCCAGUUGUCUACAAAAAUCCAGUUCCAGCUUAUGUAGAAAAAGUCAUGAUCUCGAGUAAUGCUGACGACGCUUACUUGAUCAAACUCCUCUUACGACAGACAAGAAGACCGGAAAUCGGCGAUAAAUUUAGUAGUCGUCAUGGACAAAAGGGUGUUACAGGAUUGAUUGUCGAGCAAGAAGAUAUGCCAUUUAAUGAUUUUGGAAUUUGUCCCGACAUGAUUAUGAAUCCUCAUGGAUUUCCGUCCCGCAUGACAGUUGGCAAAUUAAUCGAAUUGCUUGCAGGAAAAGCUGGCCUUCUCAAGGGAAAAUUUCAUUAUGGAACUGCUUUUGGUGGGUCGAAAGUGGAAGACAUUUGCGAAGAAUUGGCAAGUCAAGGCUUCAAUUACAUGGGAAAAGAUAUAUUCUACUCUGGUAUAACUGGAGAACCAUUGCAAGCGUAUAUUUAUUCUGGGCCUGUAUAUUAUCAAAAACUCAAACACAUGGUGCAAGACAAAAUGCACGCUCGGGCUCGCGGUCCCCGGGCAGUACUGACACGUCAACCAACGGAAGGUCGAUCUAAAGACGGUGGUUUGAGAUUGGGAGAGAUGGAGAGAGAUUGCUUGAUUGGAUAUGGAGCCAGUAUGAUGCUGAUUGAAAGGUUGAUGUUGUCGAGUGAUGCGUUUGACGUAGAUGUGUGUAACAAAUGUGGAUUAAUGGGCUACAGUGGAUACUGUCACAGCUGCAGGUCUAGUGCAUGUGUCUCCACUAUAACCAUGCCCUAUGCUUGUAAAUUACUAUUCCAAGAAUUACAGUCUAUGAAUAUUGUACCUAGAUUAACUCUUAAGAACUAUUGCGACUAA